UUAUUAAUAUUUCCGGUGGCGAGGCAACCAGACAGACCACAGCGCCUGCCUGCCGAGCUAAUCGUUUUUCCGAUCAUUCUUUGUGUUUCCCAACAAAAUCCCUCCUAAAAUCUGUCUGGUUUCCUUCACCCAUGGCUUUCGCCUUGAUUUCCUCCAAAAUCUGCUCCUCCAUUUUCUCCUAUACAUCAACUUCAUCGUCGGCUCCAAAUUACUAUCCGUGGAAAUUUUCUAAAUUCCGCAUCUGUCCAUCGCCGCAGACUUUCAGUUGCAGGUGUAAGCACGAAUUAUCAGCUGUGGAUGAGCGGAAUUUCGUGCUUCACGAUGCUCUGGAUGCAUCUGGCAUGGAUACCACUCACGCACGGGCUGCCAGAGUUGGAUUUUGCUCGCAGAUUGAAAAGUUAUGUGACAUUGAGAGAGAAACAAGCAUAAGUGUAAAUAGAAGGGUUGAUUUGGGUAGAGCAGCUCUUCAUAUUGCGGCUGAAGAUGACUCUCUUAUAUCACACUCUUCUGUUCCUCUUCCUAUAGAUGAUUUUAUUGAAAGAUUGGAUAGCCUUUCUAUGGGUUAUUGCUCUCAUUAUAGUUCUUCAUAUAGAUCCUCGCCCGAGAAUUUUCUGGAGUGUUUAGAAAGAUACCUAUAUGUUAAUAAAGGAUUUCGAAGAACAGCCGAAAAAACCCACAUAGAGCAGCGUGCCUUGUAUCUCAAUUCAGUCUUGACGCAUCGCUCAGGUUCUGUCUCGAUGCUCUCAAUUAUUUACUCAGAGAUUCUAAAGAUGCUUCGCAUUUGGGGUGUCCUAGAUUUUGAUGUGGAAAUCUUCUUCCCUCAUGAUUCUCAUAGUUGUCCCAGGGGCUAUCAAAAAAAAAAGAGCACAGAAUCUGAUCAAUUACAUAUCAUGACCACACAAUCUUUAUUGGUGGAGAUGUUGAAAGAUUUAAAAAAUGCUUUCUGGCCAUUUCAACUCGAUAAUUCUAGAAGUCCAUUUUUAAGCGCAGCACAAGCUGCUCAGUGUUUCAUCGGACCAAAUAACACUACCGAAAGUGCCUUUGAACUUGCAUCUGCUAAAGCUGCUCGUCAUAGGCUGCAAAGAGGUGUUUGGACUAGUGUUCGAUUUGGUGAUAUACGGCGUGCACUAGCAGCAUGCGAGCGCCUUAUCUUACUGAAAACUGAUCCCAAGGAACUAAGAGACUAUGCAGUUCUCCUGUACCAUUGUGGAUUUUAUGAGGAAUCUUUGCAGUACCUUAAACUUUACCAGCAGCAAGCAGGCUUAGGCUCAAGCGAUGAGUUGGAGGGGGAGGAAGACGGUGCUGCUGCUGCUGCUGCCGCGGUGGAGGAGUUAAUAAUUCGGUUGAAGCUGAUUAUGAUGGAGGAGGGUUGGUCUCGGCGGGGGCCCCAAGACAGCAAAAGUAUCCUUUUCAACAAUUCUGAACCCUGGUAAUAUCUUCAAACCUUUACAUCUGAUUAAUCAUCGUUCAUGUAGCUGUAGAGUAGACAAUUUACUUACGUGUACAUAUAUAUAUAUACAUAUAUAUGAUAAGAACAACCAUGGUUGAUACUACCCUACCCUACCAUAUGUAUAUAUAUUUAUGCAUGUAUAUCAUAUGUAUGGUGACAAUGAAAGAAAUUUUGUGUUUAAUUGUUAAUUUUCCUUAGCGAAUAAAAUAUACAUUAUAUAUAUA
This is a messenger RNA of Andrographis paniculata, 1674 nucleotides long. RefSeq lists its product as uncharacterized. The record is from RefSeq and is a predicted model, not a curated record. The coding region runs from base 132 to 1433 and encodes 433 amino acids. The transcript has 8 exons. NCBI's taxonomy places the organism in Eukaryota, Viridiplantae, Streptophyta, Magnoliopsida, Lamiales, Acanthaceae.